Zootermopsis nevadensis is the source of this 1362-nucleotide messenger RNA. RefSeq names its product Myo-inositol oxygenase (gene Miox). Lineage: Eukaryota; Metazoa; Arthropoda; Insecta; Blattodea; Termopsidae. The record is from RefSeq and is a predicted model, not a curated record. Gene Ontology annotation, molecular function: inositol oxygenase activity; iron ion binding. Gene Ontology annotation, biological process: inositol catabolic process. Gene Ontology annotation, cellular component: cytoplasm.
AUGACGGAAGAGAGCGGAUUGAAAUGUUUUCAGCUCCUCCCCUUCCCCUUCUCCUGUCCAAAGUUCAGCUGAUUAGAAGUGAAUAUAAAACAUCAUGUAUUAACAGUAUUUCAGAUAUUUACUGGUACAGUGCAGUCAUGAAGGUAGUGCAGGGAGCUUGUGAACCUGUGGAUGUGAUGGAUCCUUCGCUCCUGCUGCGGCCUGAGCCCAUAUUUGCCACGAAGCCCAUUGGUAUGUUCAGAGAUUAUUCAGUGGACCCAGAAGAUCCUAUCAAGGAGAGGGUCCGUGUUACAUAUCACAAGAUGCACACCUAUCAGACUGUUGACUUUGUCAGAGGAAAGAUGGACUACUGGCUCAGGUUUGACAAGUUCCAAUCAACAGUUAUGGAUGCACUUGUGAAGCUUAAUGAUCUUGUGGAUGAGAGUGACCCAGAUGUAGACAUUCCAAACUUAGUGCAUGCCUUUCAGACGGCAGAACGUAUUCGUGCAGAUUAUCCACAGGAGGACUGGUUUCAUCUCACGGGACUUUUACAUGAUCUCGGAAAGAUUAUGGCGUUCUAUGGUGAACCACAAUGGGCAGUGGUGGGGGACACAUUUCCUGUGGGCUGUGCUUGGGGAAAUUCUAUUGUGUACAGACAGACCAGCUUUAAGAACAAUCCAGAUGGGAACAACUUGCUGUACAACACGAAGUUUGGUAUCUACAAACCAAACUGUGGUCUGGAGAACAUAAUCAUGUCAUGGGGCCAUGAUGAGUAUAUGUAUCAAGUGCUCAAACACAAUAAGACAACUCUUCCUGAAGAAGCACUGUAUAUGAUCAGAUUCCACUCAUUCUACCCAUGGCAUGCUGGUGGUGACUACGUGCAUCUUUGUGAUGAGAAGGAUAAGAAAAUGCUGCAUUGGGUUCAUGAAUUUAACAAAUAUGAUCUGUACACGAAGAGUGCAGAUGUGCCUGAUGUUGAGUCUCUCAUGCCAUACUACCAGUCUCUUAUUGACAAGUACAUCCCAGGAGAGAUUGAGUGGUAGACAGUAACCAGCAAGGCACUACAAAAUGUAAACACAGGAAAUGUGAGGGGGAAACUGACAUUACAUGAUUCAGAGGACAAUUUAGUUGUAUAUAAGUAAUAUAAUAAGCUUCAUGAUUUUUUUGUGGACUGUGGACAGAUUUUGAUCAGUUCAUUAUUUAUAAAGAAUAAUUUAUUAUUUAUUUUGCUAAGAAAGAGGUGUUACCAGCAAUCCCUGUAUUGCCUGCUGGCCUGAUUUUAAUCUCACAGUUAUGCUACGCUGUGCAUGUUUUCUGAUAAAACAAUGUAUCUUUCUUAAAAACCUACAUAAAACACAAAAAUAAAUUACACGUUGUUCAGAA